Tigriopus californicus is the source of this 3550-nucleotide messenger RNA. RefSeq names its product glutamate receptor 1-like. The record is from RefSeq and is a predicted model, not a curated record. Lineage: Eukaryota; Metazoa; Arthropoda; Copepoda; Harpacticoida; Harpacticidae. The transcript is spliced from 10 exons. Gene Ontology annotation, cellular component: postsynaptic membrane; plasma membrane. Gene Ontology annotation, biological process: modulation of chemical synaptic transmission; monoatomic ion transport; synaptic transmission, glutamatergic. Gene Ontology annotation, molecular function: transmitter-gated monoatomic ion channel activity involved in regulation of postsynaptic membrane potential; glutamate-gated receptor activity. Bases 374 to 3112 code for a protein of 912 amino acids.
AUAUGUUGGAACGGCUCAAAAAGGAGAAGGCUGCCCGUUUAUCCUCGUCUCUCACUCUCGCACAUGUUGGAAUGGACCAGUGAACGAAAUGGGGAGGGGGGAUUGAGUUCUUGGCACAUUUCUACGCACAUGCAGUAGUCCGCGGUUGGUAUUUGUCGUGUGUACGACAGCGAGAGAACGAGAAAGAAAGAGAAAAAGAAAGAGAGAGAAAGAAAGAGGGUGAGAGAGAGAGAGAUGACACCAAGAAGGCAGAGAGGCAAAAAGGGACUUUCUCCUCUCUCUUCGAAGACGGAUGCUGAUGUGACUUUAGAUGAGUUCCAAAAGGUCUUCUCUGCCAAAGGAUCUUUGAGAAGACCUCCCAGGAUUGGAUAAAAUGAUGUGGAACCCUAACAAGGCCGCGAUAACUGUCUUGGUUAUGAUUAGUGGUUUUAACAUCGAACCCACCUAUGCCGAAGACAUUCCAGUGGGCACGAUCUUGAGCCUUUGGGAAGACUAUAAAGAAGUGUUCACCGCCAUGCAGUUCGCUUUGGAACAACAGCACAAUCAAACCAACAAAUUGUUCCAAUUCAAACUAUUCGCUGACAACAUCAAAACAGUGGAUGCUUACAAGCUGACCAGGAUCAUAUGUCGACAGUUUGAGAGAGGGAUCUUUGCUCUGAUGGGGACAGUAGAUCCUGAAUCAUUUGACACGUUGCAUUCGUACGCGAAUGCAUUCGAAAUGCCGUUUGUCACCCCAUGGUUUCCAGAAUCCGUUUAUCACGCUCCUCGCGACCAUAAACAAGAUUUUGCCAUUCAAAUCCGACCCGAGUAUCAUGAAGGCCUGGUAGAGCUCAUCACAUAUUAUAAAUGGGAAAAGAUCAUAUACGUCUAUUGCGAUUUUGAUGGACUUCUGAGGUUACAAAGAAUCUACAAGGACAUUCCAAAGGAUGCCUAUGGCACUUUUCAGUUCAGAGUGGAGAUAGUUCGGAAGAUCAGUACAGCCAAAGAAGCUAUCGAGUUCCUCUUAGAACUCGAGAAAAUCAAUAGAAACUCCUACAAACGAGUGGUCUUGGAUUGUCCGGCCACAAUUGCCAAGAGUAUUUUGGUUAGCCAUGUGCAGAAUAUUCAUCUGGGAAGAAGGAACUUUCACUAUCUAAUGUCUGGUUUGGUCCUGGAUGAUCACUGGGAUAGUGGUGUGGCAGAAUAUGGAGCAAUUAACGUUACUGGUUUCCGUUUGAUCAAUCCCAAGGCAGAUUUUGCCAAACAGUUCCUGGAAACGUGGAAAUCAUUGGAUCCAGCCAAAUAUCCCACCACAGAUGGGAUUUCGGCUAUAGGAGCUCUAUCGUAUGACGCAGUGAGCGUCCUUGAAUCUGCCUUCACCACACUAUUGCAACAAAACCCAAACAUGUUCCGUCACAAUUUGCGACGUGGCGAGAUCUUCAACAAAAGACAAAAAGGCCUGGUCGCUUGUGACAUGUCCGGAGACGAAAGACAGAAACCUUGGGAACAUGGAGCUACCAUCUACAAAGCUUUGAGAAAUGUCGAUAUUCAAGGAUUAAGCGGAAGGAUCAGGUUCAAUGACGAGGGUAAGCGGCAUAAUUACUCUUUGGACGUGGUUGAGAUGACUCCAGGGAGUACUCUGAUCAAGAUCGGCACGUGGAGUGAUCUAGAGGGUCUUGAGGUGGCCGUAGAUCAAUUCAGGCACAGAGGUCACAUAUCGAGGAUGAAAAACGUCAACAAUAAAACCUACAUCAUGACAACCAUCAUUGAAGAGCCAUAUAUCAUGGUGAAACAAAACGUCCAUGGCGAGCCUCUUUUGACUGGGAAUGACCGGUUCGAAGGCUACUGCAAAGACUUGGCGGAUCUCAUAUCUAAGGCAGCCAAUGUACAUUUCGAGAUCCAUCCCGUGAAAGACGGAAAAUACGGAAGUCCCGAUCCCACAGCUCCAGGAGGAUGGAAUGGAAUGAUCGGAGAGUUGGUGCGGAAAGAAGCUGACAUUGCCAUUGCGCCUUUGACGAUCAAUUCCCAACGAGAAAGGGUGGCCGACUUUACGAAACCGUUCAUGUCAUUGGGAAUCUCAAUUAUGAUCAAAAAACCUGCCAAACAAAGGCCGGGCGUCUUCUCCUUCAUGAACCCAUUGAGUCAGGAGAUUUGGAUGUGCGUUGUCUCCGCCUACAUUGGAGUUAGCAUCGUCCUCUUCUUGGUCUCAAGAUUCUCUCCAAAUGAGUGGAAGAUCGAAGGGACGUUGGGGGGAACCACAGUGGAGAAUUCGUUCUCAGUCAUGAACAGCUUUUGGUUCGUCUUGGGCGCGUUCAUGCAACAAGGAACAGACAUCACCCCUAGGUCUUUGAGUGGACGCCUGGUGGGUGGUGCUUGGUGGUUCUUUUCCCUGAUUCUGAUCUCGAGUUACACUGCCAAUUUGGCAGCCUUCCUGACGGUUGAAAGAAUGGUUACACCUAUCAAUUCGGCGGACGACUUAUCUCUGCAAACCGAGAUCGAGUAUGGGGCUCUCUCAGGAGGGUCGACUGUGAGCUUCUUUAAGAAUUCGAAGAUCUCUGUGUAUGCUAGGAUGUGGGAGUUCAUGUCGUCCAGACCGUAUGUCCUCACAAACACCACCGCCGAAGGUAUCCAACGGGUUCGAGAUUCUAAGGGUAAAUACGCCUAUCUCAUAGAGUCCACCGGCAAUGAAUACACAAAUGAGCGGUAUCCCUGCGAUACCAUGAAGGUCGGCAAAAAUUUGGACGCCAAAGGCUAUGGGAUUGCUACAGCCAAAGGCUCUGGUUUACAAGAUCCCAUCAACUUUGCAGUCUUAACCCUUAAGGAGAAUGGCGAAUUGGCCAAGCUGAAGAACAAAUGGUGGUACGAGAACACGGAGUGUCAGCAUGACACGGAAAAGACUAAAAAGAAUGAGCUUCCACUGAGCAACGUGGCCGGAAUAUUCUUUAUCCUGGUGGGCGGUUUGAUCAUAGCUAUGUGUGUGGCCUUGUUUGAAUUCUGUUACAACUCCAAGAAGGAGGCCAAAAGAGCGAAAACCACUUUGUCGGACGCUAUGAAGGGUAAAGCUAGACUGGCUCUAUCCGGAGGGCGGGACUUGGACUCGAUCCGAUUUUACGGAGACUCAUCCGCGCUUUAAAUGCCAAUCCAAAUGCCAAAGGUGUCAACUGUCAUCUUCACGGAAACUCUCCUGAAUGCUCAAUGUCCAAGGCCAAAAUUGAAUCCUUGCUUCCCAAGAGUCCUGAAGGAUGCGUUUGAACAAAUUUACCUUCAUUCAUUCACCUUAGGUGUCAAGCAAAUUCUACUCCUUGAACCGAUCUAAGCACUAGAAUGCCGGUAGUGGAUUCCAUCUUUCUUCCCUGCCCACCUCCCAAUCUGAGCCCAUGAUUCAAUCUCAAUGUGAUGGAAUGCACUUCACUUAGUUAAUCCAUCGUCUCACUGAACCUUCAAAAUCGCGCCCAUCAUGGCUUGAUUCCGCUCAAAUCAAUUGUGUACUAUAUGUAUGUAUAUCCACCCGAAUGGCGCGAAUUAUUAAUAUAGGUCAGAAGUAAAGCUUGCGAUCGCUUGAACCACUGGA